Molecule: messenger RNA, 1787 nt
Organism: Rhea pennata
Lineage: Eukaryota; Metazoa; Chordata; Aves; Rheiformes; Rheidae
Gene: TMEM161A
Product: transmembrane protein 161A
Source: RefSeq, a predicted model, not a curated record
AUGGCCCAGGUCCCGCUGCCCCGGAGGCGCCGGGUGGAUUUGGGCCCCGUGCGGAGGAGCGAGAGGCUCCGGCGCUGGGCGAGGCUCCCAGGAGGCAGCGCGCGGGGAAGCCGGGAGUCGCCGGCCACCCCGCCCCUUCCCGAUUCCGCCUCACCAUUGGUCAAGGAGCUGUCAAUCACCGUCAGAGCGGCUGCGGAUUGGCCAGCGUUGGGAGCGGUGCGGCGGGCGGCGGCGGGCAGGGCUUCCUGCGGCCGCCUUUGCGCUGAGCCCGGCAUGGCGGUGAUGGGGGUGCAGGUGGUGGUGAGCCUGCUGGCAGCGAGCGUCAUGCAGAAGAUGGCCCCGCACUACUCCUUCGCGCGCUGGCUGCUCUGCAACGGCAGCCUGCACCGCUACAGGCACCCGUCGGACGAGGAGCUGUGCGCCCUGGCGGGCAAGCAGCGGCCCAGGGCCAAGCGCGACAGGAGGGCGAACGGCGCGGCGGACGACAAGCCGCUCUCGGUGCCCCGGGACAUCGACCUGCGCCUGGACACCAGCCCCAUCACCGCCGUGGACGCGCUUGUGCUGCGCUAUUUCCUGGAGUACCAGUGGUUCGUGGACUUCGCGCUCUACUCCACCGCGGUGUACGUCUUCACCGAAGGCUACUACUGCCUGGCGGAGCCCCCGAAGGAGACGAACAUCGGGGUGCUCUGGUGCCUGCUGACGGUCGUCUUCUCCGUCAAGGUCUUCCUCACGGUGAUGCGCCACUACUUCCGCUCCGAGGAGGGGGGCGAGCGCUCCGUCUGCCUCACCUUCGCCUUCUUCUUCCUCCUCCUCGCCAUGGUGGCCCUGGUCGUCCGCGAGGACUACCUGGAGUUCGGGCUCGAGCCCGGGCUGGCCAGCGUCAGCAGCAGCCUGGAGAGCGCCCUGAAGCCGCUGGGCUGGGACUGGACGCUCCCCCUCGCCAAGCUGGCCUUCAAGCUGGGGCUGGCGGCCCUCUGCUCCUUCCUGGGCGCCUGCCUGACCUUCCCGGGGCUGCGCCUGGCCCAGACGCACCUCGACGCUCUCCGGAUGGCGGCCGACAAGCCCCUGGCGCAGCUCCUGCUCCACGCCAGCUUCCUGGCGCCCGUCGUCGUGGUCGUGAUGUGGAUCAAGCCCAUCGCCCGGGACCUGGUGCUCCACGCACCCGCGGGCAAGCAGGCGGCGCAGAUCACGUCCGACUCUGCCUACAACACCGCGCGGCUCUGGACCGUCGUGGGCCUCUGCCUGCUGCGCCUGGCCGUCACCCGCCGCCACCUCCAGGCCUACCUGGGCCUGGCCGAGCGCUGGGUGGAGCGGAUGCGGCGGGAAGCAGGGCGCAUCCCGGUCCUGGAGAUCCAGCGGCAGGUCGCGAGGAUUUACUGCUACGUGGCCGUGGUCAGCCUGCAGUACCUGGGGCCGGUGGUGCUCACCCUGCACUGCGCGCUGCUCCUCAAAACGCUGGGGAACCACUCGUGGGGGCUGUACCCGGAGCCCGGCCCCGCGGCAGCGCCGGCCCCGCACCGGCCCGCGGCCGGGGAGGACGUGCAGGCUGCCGUGGAGCGCAUCACCGGCGCGCUGGGCGGCAUCUUCACGCCGCUCUUCUUCCGCGGACUCUUCGCCUUCCUCACCUGGUGGGUGGCCGCCUGCCAGGUCGUCACCAGCCUCUUCGGCCUCUACUUCCACCGGUACCUGGCGGCCUCCUGACGUCGGGGCGGCCGGGACGCGUCUCGGGGCGCCGGCGGCGCCGUGUCGGCGUGGCCGGGGACGGCCGGGUGCAGCGGAGCCGGCUC